CGCGUUGUUUGGACACAGCUGAUCGUUCCCCUGCCUGCUAGACAAAAUAAAACAGGCCAGGCUAGCCGGACGCACAGUUCCUCGCCUGGGGAGCAGGGGACCUGUCGGGCCACAAACAAGAGAGGACUACGGAAACGGGAAUCAGGGAGCUUCUCUUCUCUCUUCCAGCCAUGAAACUCUGCAUUGUCGCGGCUAGCUAACGUUAGCAUCGUCCCGACCGACAGGGACCGAUGGCCAAAGAAAUCUCUGCGGCGGUUAGCUUAAAUGUCAAUGUUGUUGUUUAUUAAAAGCCACGCUCGGUCACCAUGUCCUGUUCCGGCAACCUGGUUUGGGAUGUAAAUAAGCGCCUCAUUGGCUACAGCGAGCCCAACAUCAUCAGGACGAACUAUUUAGGUAGAAGAGAGUUUGUUCAGAAACUGAAACUAGAAGAAACGUUGAACGUACACGAUGGCUGUGUGAACACGAUAUCAUGGAAUGACACGGGAGAGUACAUCUUGUCAGGUUCAGAUGAUACCUUCCUGGCCAUUACCAACCCCUAUAACAAAAAGGUCAAAAAGUCAAUACGGUCCGGCCACCGGGCCAAUAUUUUUAGUGCGAAGUUCAUGCCUCACACCAACGACCAGGAGAUAAUCUCCUGCUCCGGGGACGGAAUCCUGUACUACACCCGCACGGAAAAGAGCGCCGAGUUCAACAGACAGUGUCAGUUUACCUGCCAUUACGGCACCGCCUAUGAGAUUAUGACAGUACCAAAUGACCCCUACACCUUUCUGUCGUGCGGGGAGGACGGCACAGUGCGAUGGUUUGACCUUCGGAUGAAAACUAGCUGCACGAAAGAGGACUGCAAAGAUGACAUCCUGAUCAAUUGCCGGAGAGCGGCGACGUCCAUCUCCAUCUCGCCGCUGAUGCCCUACUAUCUGGCGGUGGGCUGCUCGGACAGCUCUGUGCGCAUCUACGAUAGACGCAUGCUGGGCACCAGGGCCACGGGUAACUACAUGGGCCGGGGGACGACGGGUAUGUGCGUGAGGUUCGUGCCUGCUCACCUGUCCAACAAGUCGUGUCGUGUGACGUCGCUAUGCUAUAGCGAGGACGGCCAGGAGGUGCUGGUCAGCUACUCCUCCGACUACAUUUACCUGUUCGACCCCAAAGACGACCAGGCCCGAGAGCUGAAGGGGCCCUCGGAGGAGAGGAGGGAGGAGCUGAGGCAGCCGCCAGUGAAGCGCCUCCGUCUGCGAGGUGACUGGUCAGACACCGGACCCCGAGCUCGUCCCGAGAGCGAGAGGGAGAGAGACGGGGAGCAGAGCCCCAAUGUGUCUCUGAUGCAGAGGAUGUCGGACAUGUUGUCACGCUGGUUUGAGGAAGCCAGUGAGGCUCAGAGCAGUAGAGGGACUCGCCCUCAGUCGAGACCUCGAGGCACAGCUGUUCGCCCCAAUAUUCCCGCUGCCACUGCAGGUGCCUCCAGCCAGGGGACCAGCGCCCUCGAGAGGCCAGUGGCGGCAGAUUCCCCCGCCGUGCGAACCAGUCCUGCCGCGGCAGCACCCUCGCCUACGUCGUCUUCCUCGCCUGAGUCAUCGUCAGGUGCUGCCGUACCUCCCUCUUCCAGCACGUCAACAGUCGAAAGUUCAGCCCCGUCCUCCUCUGGAUCCGGGUCCCGGAGGCAGACCCCCACGACCGGAACCGCUGCAACGGUCGUGUCGGAAACGGCAGUCUCGGAGUACGGCCCUCAUCGGCUGCCCAUAAGUUUAGUGUGUAGGCGUUUGCAGAGGUUACUUCGCCUGGCCGACCCCCCAGGACAGGGGCGGCGAGCGGCCCCUUCUUCUGCCUCCUCCUUCUCCUCCUCUUCCUCUGCACCCCCAGAGAGACAGUUGCAAAGACUGGCUGCCACUGCUCCUCCUGAGACGCAACUCCAUACAGAUUCCCCUUCGUCGGUGGUAAACAAGCAGCUGGGAUCCAUGACGCUGGAUGAGCAGCAGGGAGGUGCAUCGGUUUCGCGGUCCGAUGACGCUCCUCUGCCAGCAAUCUGCAGCCCUCCCUCCACUUCCAGCACCGGCCGAUCCAAUGCGGCGGAACCGGUGCUCAGCCUGCACUACAGCUCGGAGGGAACCACUACCAGCACCAUUAAGCUGGACUUCACUGACGAGUGGAGCAGCAGCACCUCCAGCUCUCUGGGCAGUGGCGGUCCCAAAGCAUCUGACACAGUGCAGAGCCAACAGAGUGUAUCCACGGAGAACCCCGUGGUGGAACAAUCUACGUGUGACUCCUCAGGGCAGCAGAGCGCGACGUCGGCCAGCACAGAUCCUCCAUGCGACGCCCCCUGCUCCAGCGCCCGUGACAGGUCGGCUGCCAGUGUCCCACCGGGAAACGCCACAGAGAGGAGCCCUGGUGACCCCCCGGAGGACACUUUGGGGGACUGCCGGAGACAGGAGCCCUCCGGGGAGGAGGGCCCAGAGGUGGCGGCGGUAGAAAACCAGAGUCAGCCCACAAGGGGGAACCAGGACUCUGACGACAGCGACGAUGACCCGAUCCUCAUCCCGUCAACCAGGUUCAGAGGACAGGGCCAGAGAUUAAAUUCCAGAGGAUCUGCAGUAGGAGAUAGAAUGAUCAGACGCUCAGCAGCAGCUCGCAUCCAGGAGCUGUUUCGCAGGAGGAAAGAGAGAAGGGAGAUGGAGGAGAGCGAGACGCAGAACAUCAGGAGGCCAUCGGUCAAAAUGGUGUACAAAGGCCACCGCAACUCCCGCACUAUGAUCAAGGAGUCCUGCUUCUGGGGAAACAAGUUUGUGAUGAGCGGCUCCGACUGCGGCCACAUCUUCAUCUGGGACCGGCACACCGCCGAGCACCUCAUGCUGCUGGAGGCCGACAACCACGUCGUCAACUGCCUGCAGCCGCACCCCUACGACCCCAUUCUGGCCUCAUCGGGCAUCGACUACGACAUCAAGAUCUGGUCGCCGCUGGAGGAGUCGCCGUCUUUCAACAGGGUUCUUGCUGAUGAGGUGAUAACCCGGAACGAGCUGAUGCUGGAGGAGACGAGGAACACAAUCACAGUGCCUGCUUCCUUCAUGCUGCGAAUGCUGGCGUCCCUCAAUCACAUCCGAUCAGAUCGUCUCGAAGGCGAACGGUCCGAAGGUUCAGGCCAAGAAAACGAGGACGAGCAGUAGAUGGUCUGUCACGACAAAGCGUAACAGGUGUUCAGAGUCUGAAUAAUCGACCUGGAAGAAAUGCCAGCGGACUGGCCGACCUCAGGCCGGCAUCAUCUGAGUCCUGCUCGUCAUUGUUGUCCUUGACGAUGCCUUCGUCGAUGCUUUCUAGCCUCAGUCUUUGACCGUCCGGGUAUCUGGACCUGGGUGCCGGCCGGGCCGUGAAGAGCCCCGCCGGAAGGGCCAUAAUGUCCCCGAAGAGGGCGAGUUUGGCGUCGCUCUCGAUGGCUUUGGCCAGGCAGGAGGCGAAGGUGUCCAGGGACUCGUGGACUUCGGCAUGGACCUGCACUGACGCCAUGUGCUCAGCUGCCGAUGAGGAAGAAGCAGGUCGGUGAGCACGAAGUUACCUCUUGGCCCUUUUAAUAAAGAAAGGGGUUUGGGGGAGCUGAUGAAUACCUUUAGAAUGCUCCACCUGGUCUUCAAAGGUAACAGAGCUCCUCCUCUUCCCAGAUGGAUGGAAGGGAUAAUGUGGAUGGGAUGAGCCAUCAGUGGAAAGGUUGUCCAGCAGCAUCACAUCUGUACCUGUGGGGGCGACCGUGCAAACAGGGUCUCAAAUAUAAAAAAACAGUCGCAAGGGAAACAAACUGUUCAAUGAUCAAACUGUAUCCAUCAUCAAAUAUUUAUGAAGACCAUAUAAAGCAGUGUUUCCCAACCUUUCAUGAGCCAGUCUCACCUAUUUUACAUUAGAAAAAUGGUACAGUGCAGCUCCAUAUAACAAUGUCACAAAAAGCGUAUACUGUAUACUGAAAUAAUGAUCUGGUCAAAAUUAACAAAGGAUGGGUUCCCAAAAAAUAAUAAUUCUGUGAAAAUGUGACUUCAAACCGUGAAUAUGUGGUCAUUCACUGUAAAUAAUUUUUUUGCUAAACUCCACUAAAACUACCCUUGCUUUAAAAACAAAAACGGGUGAGUCAUUUUCAUGCUAACUGUCAUGCUUUCAGCUACAAGCUGUUUGUAUUAGCAUCUGCUAGGUAGGAUUAAUUGGUUUAUGUUAAAUGAUAUUCAAUUGUGUUUCUCAUAUGGUACUCAACAGGCAGAGCCUUUCCUAUGUCACAGUAAGUACAGUUCUGUACCCUUCUGUGGUGGCAUCACACAAACAAGCCGAAGAAAAAAACAAUACACAAGCUUUGUGGCACGCGAUUCAGGCAUACGUAAUUUUUUCCCCCCAUAUUUUAUUUAGGAGUAUAAAGAGGGUUAGCGGGAAUGUACUCUGGUAAAAGUAUCCAAUUUAUUUAGAAAAUGUAGUGGAGUAAAUGUAAAAGUUGCCAGAAAUAUAUAUGUACAGAUAUGUGAACAUUCAGGUUUUGUACAGAAAUUAAGUAUUUGUACUUCGUUACAGUUCCAAACUGAUAGCGUGUGUGCGACACUUACACGAGUCCUGAGUGAAACUGAAGCCCGUGUCUCCAGUGCUGCUCCCCGGGGCCAGCAGCUGCCCUCCGCCGGCCAACAUGGCCGUGAGGUGGGGUGACAUCCCCAAGUCUGGUGAAAACCAAAUUCGAAUUUUCAAAAUUUGAACUUGAAUGCGUUUCUUCACAACUUGACUGGCAAGACAUUAUUGAAGUGGAAACUUCUCCCCCAAUCACAUGCCAGCUGGCUUGUGGAGAUCUGUUAGUGUUCCUGGCAAAACCUGGCAGCCCUUCAAGCAGUACUUUGAUAGUGACCUAGAAAGUGACUAGUUUCCCCCCUUCCCAUCUGCCUUGUUUUAUUUGAUUUGACUUUUCAUUUAACUUAGCGGAACCUCGGUUAGUGACAAUUUUUUUUUCCGCAGAACGUUUGUCCCAGUUUUCGUACAGCCACUCUGUUUUCAUAUAAUUGAAAAUUGUCCGCGCCAAACUUUUACCAUUAAUUAUUUUUCAUUGAUUUAAUGAGACUCAUCAUUUACUAUUAUCUCAUGGAUUUGAAUUUUAGAUGGAAUGACAGAGGACAAUAGAGGACAUGAAAGGGGAAAAGACCAGGACAAGGGGAGUGGAAUGUGUCGACUGGAACUGCAACUGGAAUGUGGUGGGAGUGGCUAUGUCAAUUCUAAACAUUUAUAGAAACUGAGUGCAAAUGAGGGGACAUCCCAAGAAGUUCGUUAGAUCAGAAGACUUGUUUAUAGCAAUUGAGUCCCUGGAGAGCGUGUCUGCAGAAACAUGCAAUUGAAUAGACCCAGUCUCGCAUGCACAAUAAACAUCAGAGGGUUUUCUGGAAUUGCUGUGCCAACACAACGGGGGUGGUGGACCCCACCCAGCUGAGAAGGGAGGACAGGCCCGGGAGUCCACCUGAGAACAGUUCGGCCGAGCAGCCCCAUCAAAGCGCCACAAAACUGGCCACACGGAGCGGUACGCAGGGAAAAAUUGAGGACCACUCAUGCUAGGACAAUAAUCUUAUCUUUAUGUGUGGGAACUGUCGCAGAUUAAACAAAAAUAUAUAUAUAUAUUUUUUUUUUUUAAGAUUUGAAAAUCCUUGUU
Phycodurus eques (leafy seadragon) is the source of this 5638-nucleotide messenger RNA. RefSeq names its product ddb1 and cul4 associated factor 6 (gene dcaf6). NCBI's taxonomy places the organism in Eukaryota, Metazoa, Chordata, Actinopteri, Syngnathiformes, Syngnathidae. The coding region runs from base 306 to 3152 and encodes 948 amino acids. Gene Ontology annotation, biological process: positive regulation of transcription by RNA polymerase II. The transcript is spliced from 22 exons. The record is from RefSeq and is a predicted model, not a curated record. Gene Ontology annotation, cellular component: cytoplasm; Cul4-RING E3 ubiquitin ligase complex. Gene Ontology annotation, molecular function: protein binding.